AUGACGGGGUUGACUGAGGGCAUCGUCCCCAAACGACCACUUCUUCUUAUACUUCUGGUCAUCCUACAAACAAGUUAUGGUCACACACUUGAUACACCCGAGCUUUUCGGACGCAGCACCGACACUUGCUCUAACGCAUACAACCAAUGUGGCACUUCAUUCCCUAACAACUUCUGGUGUCCGACAUCAUCCACCUGCGUCGGCACAAGCGACAACACAACAGCCAUCUGCUGCCCGUCCGGCCAAAGUUGUGACUACAUCUCGCCCAUCGCCUGCGACAUCCAACAACAAAACGCCACUACAUACCCCAGGAGUACCGUCAAGACAACCAAACUAGACAGCAAACUCAAGACAUGCGCCGACUCCUGCUGCCCAGUCGGCUACUCCUGCGUCUCAGACAAAGUCUGCGUCGCCGAUAAAUCAACCACAACCGCCUCCCCAUCCACCUCAACCGGCUCAACAGGCGCAACAUUCACCAUCGUGCCGUCCCCCGCGGCAUCAACAAGCUGUGACUCCUUCCCACCAAAUGCAAUCAUAGCGGGCUUCUUCCCGGGCGCCAUCUUCGGCGCCGUCCUAGCCCUGCUAAUAACAACCUGCCUCCGACGCCGCGCCCACAAAAAGAGCCAAACCCAAGACCAAAAAUUCGUCCCCCACUGGUCCCAACGCACAUCAAGCGGCGCAGUAAUGGGAAUAUCCAGCCCCAUGGCCUCAGAAGACGCCUCCUACCGAACAGACUUCCUCCUCCGCCCCUCAGCGCGAAACUCAGUCGGUGGCCGAUCAACACGAUCCCGCCUAACCCGCACAGGAAGUCGAGUCCGCAGCCUCUUCAAUCCCACGAGUACAAGACCAGACAAAGAAAAGGACGUCCCGCCUCUACCUAGUUUGCCUAAUCCCGUUUCGGCGCCAGUCACUCCACCGCGACAGCGUCAGCCUAGCACCGAGAGUAUCAAGAUCUACUCGCCACCCGGGGCAUUUGCGCAGUCGAGAAAGUUCUUGGGUCCGGAGCCGUAUCCCAGUACGGUUGCGAGGCCGGAUACGACUUUCUCAGAUCUGAUGAAGAACGUAGGAUUUAGUGAUGGCAAGGGGAAUCCGUCGUAUAAGGUUUCGGAGGAGAAGUAG
Penicillium manginii is the source of this 1119-nucleotide messenger RNA. RefSeq lists its product as uncharacterized. NCBI's taxonomy places the organism in Eukaryota, Fungi, Ascomycota, Eurotiomycetes, Eurotiales, Aspergillaceae. The transcript has a single exon. The coding region runs from base 1 to 1119 and encodes 372 amino acids. The record is from RefSeq and is a predicted model, not a curated record.